AUGGAGAAAGAAUCUGAUGUGAACUUUUCCAGAGAUAUGGUCAUGCUGGGCGAAAAUACAAUGAUGGACACGGAAAACACUGACCCAGGAGACCAGAAGAAGAUAAACGAGACACUGUGUGAGUCUCGGUUAUCGAAGGAAAAGAGGGGUGAGAUCCAGAAGGAAAUGACCGUAACCAUUAGCCGGAUAGAGGGGAUCAUGAGAAAUGAUCAGGGAGGAUCAAGGAUCUCCCCGGAGCUAGCGAUGGAAAUAGACAAAGUAUUGACCCAGAGAGGGAUCGAAACAAGUGAGGAGUGGCGUGAGUAUAUAAGGAACCAUGGAAAGAGAUGGGGAGGUGUUAGCAGACAUAUGUCAGAGGCGAAGUCGAAACGCUCCGAGCAAUGGUUCAAAGCCAGCACAUGGGGGAGCACGAAGAGGACGUCUUCGACUGAACAACUAUCGGAAGAGUGGUCGAGGUCACGUUUGGAGAGGCAAGCAACAGCGGAGCAAGCACUGGACAACUCAGGUGGGGUUGCUUCUCAGCAGCUUGCAAGUUAUCUGAGGGCAAUGGCUUGUGCAGAUCCCGGAGUAUUUAGGGGGUCUAAGAAUGAGAACUUCAAUGAAUUUGUGAGGCGAUUCAAGAGGAAGUAUGAGGGAGUAGUGAAGUGUGAGGACACCCUUUUGGAGAUCCUGAGUGAUGACCACUUAGGUGGAAGGGCGAAAAACAUGUACAAAGGCGCUGCCCAGGCUGGUAAAAGAGCAAGGAUUUGGGGCAGUCGUAAGAGAGAUGAGUCCACGGCAGGUAGGCUGCGGGCACUGACGGAGCUACGAGCGUUGAAGAUUAGGCCCAAUCAAGACGUGGCUGACUUCUGCGUAGCGAUAGAAAGUUUGGGACAGCAGGCAUAUCCAGAGGGGAACCCUGAAGAUCGAGCAUUAGAAUAUGCCCAAAUUCUCUUGAGUAACCUCGGGGACUGGCCCGAACAUUUCCAGUUAGUGAGUGCCCUACAUAAGGUAGAGGCUCAUAGGGCAUAUGAUGAGAUUAAACAACUAGCUCUAAGUAUUGAGCAGUCAAAACGUAUGCUGAGUGCAAACUGCCACGCCGGCAAGGCAAGCUGGAAAAAUAGAUCCACGCAAUAUCGUACUAGUUACGAGGGUGUAGGACUGGUCCAGACGAGAGCGUGGGAGAGGCAAGAGCCAUGCGGGAAGGAGUCAAGGGGAACAGGAUGGGAGUGGACAUCAAGCUCGAGGCACGCAAAGCGCUACCUGGUAAUAAGGCUAUGCCAAACCCAAGAGCAACGAGUCUAG
Molecule: messenger RNA, 1284 nt
Organism: Cooperia oncophora
Lineage: Eukaryota; Metazoa; Nematoda; Chromadorea; Rhabditida; Trichostrongylidae
Source: the annotation of a GenBank genome assembly